Messenger RNA from Erythranthe guttata (spotted monkey flower), 576 nucleotides. Its product is annotated as reactive oxygen species modulator-like protein. Gene Ontology annotation, cellular component: TIM23 mitochondrial import inner membrane translocase complex. The record is from RefSeq and is a predicted model, not a curated record. NCBI's taxonomy places the organism in Eukaryota, Viridiplantae, Streptophyta, Magnoliopsida, Lamiales, Phrymaceae. Gene Ontology annotation, biological process: protein insertion into mitochondrial inner membrane; protein import into mitochondrial matrix.
GCCAAAGCUUUUGCUGUUUAUAUAAGCGCCCCUUCAAGUUUUGCUCAAGAGCAACAGAAUAAACAAAAAUUACUAUCUGAUCAGUAGAUUUUAGAAAGAGAAACAGUAGAGAGAGAGAGAGAUGGCGAGGGAUAGCUGCCUGACACGAAUUGCAGCGGGCGUCGCCGUAGGCGGCGCUGUUGGCGGCGCUGUGGGUGCUGUUUAUGGAACUUACGAGGCCAUAAGAUACAAGGUUCCAGGUCUUAUGAAAGUACGAUAUAUCGGACAGACAACGUUAGGCAGUGCUGCUGUUUUUGGACUUUUCCUGGGAGCUGGAAGCUUAAUACAUUGUGGAAAAUCUUACUAGUCUCUUCUAUUUUAUGAAGUAAAACUUGCAUCGGGUUUGAACAAAUAGUUGAACUGAAUCACAUUGCGGUAGAUGUCACUCAUAUUAAUCUCCAUACCCUUUUCUGCCCAAGUUUUUAUUUUUGUUAUUUACGCAACGAUCUAUGAGAAUUAUUCGAGCCGGGUAAUAAAUAUUAUUUGGAAAUCCUUCAUGGAUUUAUACUGCUACCAAUAUUGAAUUUGUUUUUUCUU